CGGAUUGAGGGUGAUUGAGGCACAUAUAGAAAGAAGAGAGAGAGAAAGAGAGGGAGAGAGAGAGAGAGAGAGAGAGAGAGAGGGAGAGAGAGAAACUGAAUUCCAGCGAAUUAAUCACCGUCUGUUCCACUGUGUGUGUGUAUGUGUGAGAGAGAGAGUCAAAGGCAGUCAAAUAGAGAGAGAGAGAGAGAGAGAGAGAGAGAGAGAGAGAGAGAGCGGGAGAGAGCGAGAGAGAGAGAGAGGAGGGGGAGUGGAGCCUGACGCAGUGUGAGAGGCAGAAACUGAGAGGAGAGAGACGGAGAACGAGGGAGACAGCGGCGAGGAGGCAGCACAUCACAUCACGCGCCGUUUUGCAUCCCAAAAAAAUCCUUGAGCCACACUGGCUGCUGCUGCUGCUGCGACCGCGGAGCUCUGCCCCGGCCACGGCUCCUCACCGGGACCGCAGAGGAGACACGUGCAAGCUGGGAUCAAAUCAGUGACAAAGACUUGAAGAAAAAAAAAGAAAAAAAGCCCGAACAUCAACAACACAGCCACACAUACUGCCAGAGUCAACGAGCGGACCCGUUUUGCUGGGGAGACCUGAGAGGCGAAACGGCGUCUUCUUCCACGUUGGCAUCUGGAACAGUGAUGUGAAAAGCGUGGCGAGACUCAGCUGGCUCGGAGAGGUCCUCUGUCUGCAAAGGGACGAGUUCUCACACCAAGUACAGAGCAGCGAGCAAUGAGGAAGAAAGAAAAGAGGUGCUUGUCCAAUCAGAGAUGCAGAUGGCCACAGAAGACAUGAGUACAAGCCAAUCUGGCACUAGGACGACUUCCACUUGCCAAUUUAUACAUAACAAAUCAAAUGUGACCCCCUAAUUAAACAAUUGAUACAGUUUACCUAGACACGCAUACUGCCAAUGAAGUGAUGCAUCCCAUUCCUGCACUCGUUUCUGCUUUGAUAAAUCCUUAAUUCCUAACACAAGUUCAACUUCAAUUUUCUGUACAAUUACAAAACAAGCUAAGAAGAAACAGCAUUUGAUCAUGCUGUGAGCAUACCUCAAGCAGCAAAGACACAAAUACGACAAAAAAGUCAACACCAGGUCACCAUACACUUAAAUAUUACUCUAUAAACCAGCCCUCACUCCCUUUCAAAUGGCACUAGCCUACACGAAUAAACGUUAGAUGGCAAGCAUCUCUGGUCGGCUUUCUCCAAUGGAUAUUGUGACGACAUCCCAAAUGGCCCAGAGGACAGGACAGGGACGGCAGAGACAAAACGCGACUGGAGGUUCUUCAUCAGUGGUCCUGUCCACAGCCAGCUCCUUCCUCUGUUGGCUCGUCCUGCUGUCAAUAAUGCGGUUGCCAAUGGUAACGGCUGACUGCUGGCUUAUUGAAGGGGAGAAAGGCUUUGUGUGGCUGGCUAUCUGCAGUAUGAACCAGCCGCCUUACGAGGCCAUCCCCUCCCACAUUAACAGCACUAUUGUGGACCUGAGGCUGAACGAAAACAAGAUACGGUCGGUCCAUUAUUCUUCACUCAGUCGCUUUGGCAAUCUCACCUAUCUGAACCUCACCAAGAAUGAUAUCAGCUAUGUGGAAGACGGAGCGUUCUCAGCACAAUUCAACCUGCAGGUUCUCCAGAUGGGUUUUAACAAGUUGAGGAACCUGACAGAGGGGAUGCUGCGAGGCCUGGGCAAGCUGCAGUAUCUCUACCUGCAAGCCAACCUCAUCGAGACUGUUACACCCAACACCUUCUGGGAAUGCCCCAACAUAGAGAAUAUAGACCUUUCCAUGAACAGGAUCCAGGUGCUGGAUGGCAGUUUGUUCUCUGGACUCUCUAAGCUGACCACCUGUGAACUUUACACAAAUCCUUUCAACUGCUCUUGUGAGCUGCUGGGUUUCCUGCGCUGGCUCUCAGCUUUCCCCAACAGGACCAGUGAGAGGAUGGUGUGCGACUCCCCUCAAGGAUUCUUCGGCUACAACCUCUUAAGCCAGAACCCCCGUAUGCCUACCCAACGCAACGCUCUGCACGUGCUCAGUCUUGUAUGCACAGACGACAUGAAUAGUGCCACAUCCUUCUAUGUAAUGACCGAUUCCACCACCCCGCCCCCAGAUAUUGCCUCUCCAUGCGGAUUGGAUGAUUGUGCUUCUGGGACCCCUCCUGAUGACCUAAUCAGCUUAAGCACCAUUUUCUCUGAUGCCAAUCCGAUCAUGGCGCUAAAACAGGUGCUACAUUCAAGCGCCGUGAUAACGGUUCAGAUUCCUCAUCCGUAUAGGAAAAUGUACAUCCUGGUGCUUUAUAACAACAGCUUCUUCACAGAUAUCCAGACUCUGAAAAAUCAAAGAGAAGAUAUUGAACUAAAGAACUUAAAACCUAACACCGACUACACAUACUGUGUGGCUUCUAUACGAAACGCCCUGCGUUUUAACCAUACCUGUCUGACCCUCUCCACUGGCCGCCGGACCGGGGCUGAGAGGCUACCCAAUGAGUCGUCAGCCACCCACUACAUUAUGACAAUUUUAGGCUGUUUGUUUGGCAUGCUAAUCUUCCUUGGCCUAGUUGUCCACUGCCUAAGGAAGAGGAGGAUCAUGGAGGAGAAGGAGAGGAAGAUGAGCAGGAUCCAGAGGACUCUGAUAGAGCUCAAAUAUGGUGGAGAAGGGGAUAUAGAGGGAGGGAGCGGAGGAUCAGUUUCCCAGAAGCUUGCAGCCGGGGACAGUCUAUCCAGAAUGCCCUACCUUCCUCAGGGUGGUGAGAUAGAUCCAUACAAGCUGCAGGAGGUGAUAGAAACACCGCCACAUAAGCCUGCUAAACUUAACUACAUGGAGGUGAGAGGGUCCGGGAUUGAAAGGGAAAGAGAACGAGAGCGCGAAAGAGAGAUGUCGCCACAAGCAAAUCCCCAGGGCUCAGUAGCAGAGAUCUCAACCAUUGCUAAAGAAGUUGAUAAAGUUAACCAGAUCAUCAACAACUGUAUAGAUGCUCUCAAAUCUGAGUCUACCUCCUUUCAACAGGGAAUGAAAUCCCCCUCUUCUGCAGGUGGAGGUGCUGUUUCCACUGCAGAGCCACAGCUGGUGCUUCUCUCUGAGCAAGUCGAGAGAGGAGAAAGAGGAGGCGAGUUUCUCUCCCCAGUGUAUAAAGGAGGAAGAGGAGGAAGAGAAGAGAGGGGGAGAAGUUACCAUCAUUCGCUGCAGCGACACCACAGCAUGGAGGCUCCUCCAACCUCCAAAAGGCCUAGCACCUCCUCAUCUCCAGGCUCUGCCCGGAGCCCUCGCUCAUUCCGCUCGGAGGGAGGCUAUCACGCGUCAGAGACCCGCUAUAUCGAGAGGACCUCACCCGGAGAGAGAGGAGAAAGGGGAGGUGGAGGUGGGGAUGCCAUUCGUACAGUCACCCCAGCAGCAGCUAUCCUACGAGCUGAAGCCCAGAGAAUCCGCCAGUACAAUGAACACCGCCACUCUUAUCCCGGCUCCCAGCAGCACCUCCAGGAACUGCAGCACCACCCCCAGAUCCUACAGGAGCUCCAUCACCAUCCAGGCGGCCGUAAGCCCUCCAUGUUGGACCCCAUCACCCUCAGCAGGCAGGCCAAGCAGCGGGAGCUGGCCUACUCCCAGCUCUCGCCUCACUACCCACUGUCACCACAGUACCACAACCUCAGCUACUGCUCCAGCCCAGAGGAAGACGAGGAGGAGGAAGGGCUCCUCUGCACCCCGACCCUGGGGCUGUGGGAGAGAUUCAAACUGCACCGUAAGAGGCACCGGCAGGCGUCCAUGGAGGACGAAGGAUACGUGGCAGCCGGACACGCACUGAGGCGAAAGGUUCAGUUUGCCAAGGAUGAGGAUCUUCACGACAUACUGGACUACUGGAAGGGUGUGUCCGCCCAGCAGAAGACCUGAUCCCACAUCUGGAGACCCCAAACACUUUGAAGAUGGAAAACAACAUCACUGCACCCAUAACACAUUGAUACAGCAACACAGACUGAUACGACAACCACGACCUGUAAAUACACACAAACACACACGACUUACAGGAUCUAUAGGAUCUACAGAAUCAAACUACACACAUACAUCUACAUACAAACACACACACACACACACACACACACACACACACACACACACACACACACACACACACACACACACAGGCUCACACUUUACACAAACCAAGCCUUUGCUUCUGAGAACAUGAAGGAGGACCAAACUAAUAUAUUAUAUUGAACAACAAAAAUCAUAACUUAUAGAGAGACUGAGUUACUUUUUGUAAUGUAAUGAAAAUUAUAGCUCAGACUUAUGUAGCUAUUUGUACUAAGUUUUGAAUGAAGAAAAAAAAAAAUCAACUUUAAGAACAAAAACCUUAAAUGUUGCCGGGCAACCCAUCCUGGAAAGCCCGACUACACUUUUAAUCUGCCUUGAGAAUUUACAUUCAUCAAAACCUGACCACGGCAGAUCGACCUCACCAAUUUUCAUUACGGCAGUGGAUUAAUCGAGAUUUUGCUUUUCUGGUUGGUUUUUGUAUCGCACACUGCGAUACUACUGCGAAAAAAGACAUUCUGAAAGAUUUGCCGUCAUUUGAGAGAUUUGAAACAUAUAAUUGACAAAUUCUGGGUGGGUCGCCAGGCAACAGUAAUAUUCAACUGUGCUGAGAAUGAGUAGGUAGCUCUCACCAGAGAGUGAGUAUAAUGUGCCAAAUCAACCAAGGGGAUAGUAGAGCCCUACUGUGUACCAACUUCUCCUCGCCACUGUUUUUAUAUACAGAAUUUAAAAAACCUAGAAUGAUAUGUUAUUACUAUUAAUUAUUCUUAUUACAUUACUGGUCUUCUUAUUAUUCCUAUGCUCCUCAUCAUUAAUACUCUAUUAUUUGAAUAUGGCAUGGCUCUGUCGUGUGACUGUGUUUUGACUGUUUUGAACCUCUCAGCUGAGAAGUGCACACCAACAGAGACAAACAGUAUGAUGGACGAGACAUUUGAGUUCUUCUUUUCUACCAAGAGGAAUGUGCUCUCUGCUGAGCCAAAAACAAGGCCGUCUUUUCUCUUGGUGAACCCCUGCUACACCUGCUCCUUAUCCUCCUAACGAGGGAGCGCUGUACAGAUGAGAGAGAGAAGUUCUAUAUUUGCAACAGAGGUGACUGUUUUGUUUGUACAACAUGGUUUUGAAAUCUUUCAGACUUUUCAGAAAACCAGAAUCCCAAGUUAGUUACCUACCUGUUCACUUACAAUGGUACGUUUUUGAUUUUGAAAUCGAACUAAAAUUCUAAUCUUCAAAUGAAUGUCUUCAAUUCCCACAGGGGAAACAUAUCUGCACUGUUCAAAAUCAAAAAACGACUCUUAGGAAAAGACCUAAAACUCUCAGCUUCCUUCCCGAUACACUGUAGAUCCACUGUGUUUUAUCAACAAUUCAUUGUUUUAUUUUCUCCUCCCAUCUCCCAGGUUUUUACUUUUAAUUUUUUGGAUUCCUCUGGUUCCACUGUGGUGCCGUUGUGCCAACUUCAUAAAUCACAAAGAAGUAUUUUAAAUGAUUUUAAAUACUACUAUUUACAGACCUCUUUUCCUUCACAUUGAUACACAUCAGUUUGCCAAACAGAACAACAAUUUGCACAAAAAGAUCCACCACCAUUGGCUCACUGCUCCCCUUCUAUCCUCCAAUCAUUUCUAAGACCAAAGUACUGUGGUAGUAAAUUGACCCUAUAUGCCCCUGACCCGGCCCCGACUAUUCACCCACCAUCACCCUUACAGUUACAACUCUAGCACAUGCAUACACAACCACAACCACACACAGAUGAAUGUAUUCUUUAAGAAAUUAAUACUGUUUAGCAGCUGGAUUUUCUGUUUCGGAUGUACAAGCUGUAUUCAAACAGUGUCCUCAUCUAUAUGACAGAAAACUUUGUUCAGAUGGCCACUUGUGUUUCAGAAUUGGCGAUAAAUAAGGAAUAUUUGGCUUUUUAAAAAACAAAAUCUGACCCACUCGGGGCAGAUUCUCAUGGUCGACUUUCCUCACACGAGUUUGUGUCAACCAAAUGUUGUCCACAAGAAGCCCAAAAUUGCCACUGCAAACAUGUAUCAGUAAUAGCAAUGGGGUUUUGCCUUAUUAAAGGUUUUCAACUGAAAAAAAGUUCCUGAUAUGAUAAGUGUUAGUAAAACGAGAUUAGUAUCAGUAGCGUUGUGAAAAGAGACUACAUGUAUAUCUGCAAUAUCUGCAGGAUCUAAAUACUGGAGGCUGAAAAGAGGAGAAAAAUGUGAUAACAGAAAUACUGCUGUUUAUUCUAUACAGAACUGUGCUACUACAACUCAUUUAAGAAGACUGUAAACCAGGGUUGGAGUCAAGUACAUUUCAAUUCAGUGGAUUUUGAAUUUAACAAGCUUAACAAACAGUAUUGACAAACAAUUUGUAAUUACAAAUGCUUAUACGGACUGAAUGGCACCCGUGUCGCUUUCUGAAUUGAAACAGAACUCCUUGACUCCUUGAAACAACACUGAAAACUACAAAACAGAAAACAACAGAGCUGGCAAACUAUGAAAAGUUUAUUGGUAAAUGGAAACACUGUAUAAAAUCUUGUUUCUCUGCUAUAAUGAGUUCAGAAUGCUCAAGUCAUUAAGCCCAGUUAAAGCCAUAAUCGUGGGUUAGUGAAAUCACCACAGCUGUUUGUAGCACUGCUAAAGUAUUCAUUUGUGGGGCUAAAAGCAGGCAGUUUUUUUCUCCCCUCGUACUGCAGCAGCUAGGACAUGGUUCCUCUGCUUCUGCAGCAAACAGUUCCACUCCGAUCCAAAAAGGAAACUAAUUAACAGUGGUUGUUUCUGCAUUACACGUCCCAGAUUGUGGCUUUAACUAAACAACAGCCUUAAAACAUUCGAUUUUCUUUAAUCUUUUUGACUUUUGCAUUGCUUUGAAAAUCGAACAAUUUCCUGGUUUCUUAACUUAUACUUUCCUGACUGCAAUUUUGUAAUUGUUUGAUUCUUAAGCCUCACUUGAGCAUUCUUUGAGUAACAGUAAUAUCAAUGUAGCGAUGUAUUAAACUACUGUUUUUGUUUUUUUUCCCCCAUUCUGUUUAUGAACAAUAAUGGCCUGAAUUCAUCAUGUGUCAGAGAGUUGCAGAGCUUGUCUAGAAUCAGAAAACAACAAGCUGGCGGUUGAGGCGACCAGUCGACAGUGACCCUAAUCAGCACUGCUAUUCUUUGAAGCGUGAUGAAGAGAAACUGUGUUUUUGAAACAACAAUGCCUAGAAAGUGGAAAUAAAUAGAGGUCCUACUGACAACAGACAGAAGCGACAAUGGAGCAUGCUGCAAGGAAAUCUUCAGUGGAAGAGUGUGUUGUAUUCUUCUUGCGAAUGACUCAGGAGCCAGAGAGCAAGAGAGAGGGAGUGAGAGAGAGAGAGACAGAGAGAGAAUGUUCUGCCAUAGGAUCUCUCAGAGGCUUUCUUUCUUUCUUUUCUUGUCAAAAAAUUAAAAUGAGCACAAUAAAAUAGCCUUUCUUUCACUGUCUCCUUUCCUGGAGAAACCAUACGUAUGCCAGAAGUUUUAAACACACUCAGGACCUUCAUUUCACAUUUCAACGACGUUUGAUUGAUUACUUUGCUUGAGUGAAAAUGGGUCAGUUCACCUAAAAAUGAAGGAAAAAAAAAAAUCUUAGUUUCAGUGGGAUCUAGCCAUAGACAGUUUUGAUGUACUUUCUAAAUGUCAUGAGGUAUCUGUCUCUGUUUUUUCAGUUUUCACCUCAAUACAAUGGAGGAGAAGUCAGAUUUGUUGGUGGUACUGGUUGGAAAAUUACAUUAAAGAAAUGAAAUAGAAACUUUCCAUAGCGGUUUCACAGUAACUCUGGACAACCCAUCAAAAGCAUUUAAUAAAGUCCCUAUUACACUGGGACAUUGUUUCUUGAUUGACAAACAAUUAGACAAUAAGCCCAAGACAUGCUGGGGCUGUUGCUCUAGCAUUAGGUUUGCUCUGGUUUUAGACGGGUUUAAACCUGUGUUGCCUGGGUCACAUGAUCACUUGAACCCCAUUGCUGUGUCCUCAGAAGCUAUGUAAACUGCACCUAUGGUUAGUCUGAACCUGGCUGCUGUAUUCUGUUGAAAUCAUCUAAACUCAUGUAGAGGUCACUGUAUCUGAGGUUUAAGGUCAUAAAGUUCAAUAUAAGAACAGGUGAUAUAUCCAGCUCAGAUCACUUUAUUAAUUUACCAUGUGUGUUCUUUUGAAGGCAACACUGUAUUCAAGUGUCAAACUUAUAUACGGUAAUUGUGUAAUUACAAUUAAAAGUGUCACUUCUUCCUCAA
Dicentrarchus labrax (European seabass) is the source of this 8230-nucleotide messenger RNA. It is a transcript of the gene elfn1b, whose product is annotated as extracellular leucine-rich repeat and fibronectin type III domain containing 1b. The record is from RefSeq and is a predicted model, not a curated record. Gene Ontology annotation, cellular component: plasma membrane. Gene Ontology annotation, molecular function: protein binding. The transcript has 6 exons. The coding region runs from base 1162 to 3861 and encodes 899 amino acids. Lineage: Eukaryota; Metazoa; Chordata; Actinopteri; Moronidae.